This is a messenger RNA of Lepisosteus oculatus (spotted gar), 3733 nucleotides long. It is a transcript of the gene pcdh8.2, whose product is annotated as protocadherin-8. The record is from RefSeq and is a predicted model, not a curated record. Gene Ontology annotation, biological process: homophilic cell-cell adhesion. Gene Ontology annotation, molecular function: calcium ion binding. Lineage: Eukaryota; Metazoa; Chordata; Actinopteri; Semionotiformes; Lepisosteidae. Gene Ontology annotation, cellular component: plasma membrane.
AGCUUUUGGAGUUGUCUGAAAAGGCUUCUGGAAACGAGCACAGCAGUGUGCGCACAUUCAACGGCGACUUUCAUCGCAGUUUAGGAAACCUGGUGUGUUCAGAAGAUACAAAUUCGACUCGACAAGAGCUUUGUUUUAAAUGAACAGUUAAGAUAAGUGAAGUGAUUUCAGGUUAGUUAACCAACCAACAUGGGCACGAAAAAUAUGCAAGGUGCUUUAACUGUCUUGCAUAGAUGGAUGUUCGGAGUCUACUUAUUGCACUCCCUGUCCGUCUUACCCGCAAUUUCAGAAGGAAAGACUGUCAAAUACCAAACCUACGAGGAAGACAUCCCUGACACUGUGAUCGGAAACCUAGCCAAGGACUUGCUGAUAAAUCCCUCUCAAGGAAGCAAGACAAAUUUCAGAAUGAUGAAACAGUUCAAUUCUUCUUUUAUAAAACUGCGAGAAAGCGACGGGCAGCUCACCAUUGGAGAGCGGAUUGACAGAGAAAGAAUCUGCAAGCAUUCUCUACAGUGUCUUAUCGCUUUCGACGUUGUCAGCUUUUCGAAAGAGCAGUUCAAACUGAUCCACGUUGAGGUGGAAAUAAAAGACAUUAACGAUAACUCUCCAGAAUUUCCCAACCAAGAAUCUACCUUGGAGAUUUCGGAAAGCGCAGCAGUGGGUACCCGAUUUCCCUUAGAUGUUGCGGUUGACGAAGAUGUGGGUUUAAACUACAUUCAGAGCUACCAAAUUUCAGUCAAUAGUCAUUUUACCAUUGAAGUCCUGAACAGAGCGGAUGGGGUUAAAUAUGCGGAGCUUGUGCUAAUGAAAGAACUCGAUAGGGAAGCCCAGUCAUCACAUAUUUUAGAGCUUGUUGCCACAGACGGAGGGAACCCACCCAGAUCCGGUGUCACUAGAAUAAAUAUUAAGGUAAAAGACUUCAACGACAACAGCCCAGUGUUUGACCAGAAUAAUUUCUCUGUUGAGCUGCAAGAAGAUGCGCCAGUGGGAUUUCUCUUGUUGGACUUAAACGCAGUGGAUCCCGAUGAGGGUUUAAAUGGUGAAGUUGUUUACGGAUUCGGUAAUCAGGUGUCUGUUGAGAUCAGACAACUUUUCAAAGUGGAUCGCAAAUCAGGACGUUUAACGCUCGAAAGCCCGAUCGACUUUGAGACCAAGAAAACGUAUGAAUUAGAUGUGCAGGCUUCUGACUUGGGUCCCAACCCUACCCCUUCAAUCUGCAAAAUUAUUAUUCAUGUCCAAGACGUGAACGACAACGCUCCCGAAAUCAGUAUUACUCCCAUGACUUCAAUUACUGCGGGCAUCGCCUACAUCACUGAAGCUGCAGCGAAGGACAGUUUUGUGGCUCUGAUCAGCACCUCGGACAGAGAUUCAGGCGCAAAUGGGCAGGUUCACUGCACUCUCUAUGGACACGAUCACUUUAAGCUCCAGCAAGCCUAUGAAGACAGUUAUAUGAUUGUAACCACAACAUCUCUAGACAGAGAAAAGAUAUCUGAAUAUAAUUUAACGGUGGUCGCCGAGGACCUGGGGUCACCCCCCUUUAGAACAAUAACUCAGUACACCAUCAGGCUCAGUGAUGAGAACGACAACGCCCCUCUUUUCAGCAAACCAAUUUAUGAAGUUUCGGUUGUGGAAAAUAAUGCGCCAGGCGCAUACAUCACCACGGUGGUUGCAAGAGAUCUGGAUCUGGGACACAAUGGGAAAGUAAUUUACCGGAUUUCCGACACUUAUGUGAUGGGCUCUCCCGUGUCUACUUUUGUGUCUGUUGACCCGGCUACCGGUUCAAUGUAUGCCUUGAGAAGCUUCAAUUACGAAGUCAUGAAGGAGCUCGAAAUUAGAAUCCAGGCAAGCGAUGGGGGCUCUCCUCAGCUUCACAGCAGCGCAAUCAUCAACAUACAAAUAGUUGAUCAGAACGACAACGCACCUUCCAUCACGCAGCCAGUUCUGACUAAUGGAUCUGCGGAAAUCUUUGUCCCUAGAGACGCGCCGUCUGGGUUCCUAAUCACCCACAUUAAAGCCAGGGAUCCGGACGAAGGCAUUAAUUCUGAGCUCUCCUAUAGACUUGUAAAGGAAGAUGAGAACAUGGCAUUUUCGAUCAACAAAGUUACAGGGGAAGUUUACUUAAAUCGCGAAUUGCACUAUAAUGUGAGGGAAAGCGUUAAAGUCAGCAUUAUUGUGAGCGACAACGGGAGACCUUCUCUGUCAUCUACUGCAACGAUUCUUUUCACUAUUAUUGAAGGGGCUCCACCUAGUGACCACGUCGUAGUCAAACAGAGCGGCGAGAAUCAGACCCCCUUUCUGUGGGAUACGUCAGUCGUGAUUAUUGUCGUUUUAGCGGGCAGCUGCUCUCUUCUUUUGCUAGCUAUCAUCUUAAUCGCGACGACCUGCAAUCGACGCAAAAAAGAAAAGAAAACGAGCAACUUCCAGGAUCAAGUGGAUAUCCCCCACCUGGAAAAAGGAAGAAACAACAGCGACUCAUUAAUAUCCAGCCACGCCGGAAACGUAUUCGAGGGUAGAACGUACUCCAGUAAAUCGUCUUUUUCAAAUUCUCAGACUACAGGCAGCGACAUGUGCUCAGGCUCUGAAGAUGGAAAUGAGAGUGCACUGUAUGAACCAGACAACAGGGUUCGGGGUUCUAAAUUAGAGGGUUAUUCCACGCUUCCCGGCUACGGUAAAGAAGCUGUCCGGCCGAUUGCCAUCUGGAAGGGUAAUUCCUUCACCACUAUUUCGGCGCGGGAUCCACAGUUCAGCGGGAAAGACAGCGGGAAGGGGGACAGUGACUUCAACGACAGCGACUCCGAUAUCAGCGGAGACGCUAUCAAGAAAGACUGCGCUCCAGUCAGCAUGCAAAAUGGUCUGUGGGCAUGCACGAGCGAGUGUAAGAUCCUGGGACACUCUGAUCGCUGCUGGAGUCCGUCAGCCAUGAGGGGAAGCGCCAGCAACCAGGCGCCGCACGCGGCUCAGCAGCUGUCUUCGUUCUCAAAGACAGCUUCGCUCCCGCGCGAAUCCCUCCGCAGAGAGAACUACUACCCGGCGCAGAUCCCUAAAACCGUGGGCCUGCAGAGCGUGUACGAGAAGGUUCUUCACCGGGAAUAUGACUAUGUCCUCGUUUCCCCUCCUCGACCUGUCAGAAUCCAAGAACUAAAUGAAAUCACGCUUCCCGUGUACACGCCCACCACAACAAGGUGCCAGUCUAAAAAUGUUUAGAACUUAACAUUGAAGCAAUACGGCAAUUUAUUUAUUACCUUUUUUUAAAAUUGAAAAUUGUUAAAAGAAUCUCUCGGGGCCAUGGGGCUAAGCACGGUAUUUAAUUCUUGGCUUUGUAAAAAGAAACAAAUAUAUCGCUUAUAUAUGUAUUUACAUUUUUUAAUGUCAGCGUAAGUCUUUUAUGAUUGUAUCUGGUCACUUGUAUGACUUUGUUUAAAGAUACUGUGUAUAUUAUGCAAGGUUUUGUACAUACAGAGUAUAUUUUUAUAAGCAUUAAUUAAAAAAAAACAAAGUUGUAUUACUGUUGGCUAUUGAUGAAGACGUGUUUUGAAAGGAAACUGCAAUCCUAACUGUUGGAUGGGCCUAAAAUCUCGCUGGGCCGAGUAAUUAUACUGCCUUAGCCUUUAAGGCUUGAAAAUGACUGUAUCAAGUUGAUAACGGUGUAUGAUAUUAUUCGAAUGUAAAAUGUCACUGUGUUUGUUUUAUAUUUUUGUCACGGCACUAUAAAUAAAAGUAUUUAAAUGUUUUA